Molecule: messenger RNA, 794 nt
Organism: Fomitiporia mediterranea MF3/22
Lineage: Eukaryota; Fungi; Basidiomycota; Agaricomycetes; Hymenochaetales; Hymenochaetaceae
Product: L domain-like protein
Exons: 4
Coding region: 1-765 (254 amino acids)
Biological process (GO): mRNA splicing, via spliceosome
Cellular component (GO): U2 snRNP
Molecular function (GO): U2 snRNA binding; protein binding
Source: RefSeq, a predicted model, not a curated record
AUGAAGCUGACCCCAGAGCUCAUUGGCCAGUCGCCAUCGUUCCUGAAUCCGAUAAAGGAGCGGCAGCUCGAUCUGCGCGGACAUAAAAUACCUGCGAUCGAAAAUCUUGGUGUAACCAGAGACCAACAUGAUGCAAUUGACUUUACCGACAACUCCAUCGUCGCGCUCGCCAACUUCCCCCUCCUGCGACGUCUACGAACUCUCCUCCUCGCAAACAACCGAAUAUCCUCAAUCUCCUCCGGCUUACAUCUCUCAGUACCCAACCUCACCUCACUCAUACUCACCAACAACAAUAUAACGGAACUCGGAGACCUCGAACCACUAAGGGAGCUCAAGUCACUUCAAUACCUCUCACUCAUGGGUAACCCCGUCAAGGAGAAAAAGUGGUAUCGAGAAUGGAUCAUAUUUAGAAUACCAUCACUCAGAGUACUUGAUUUCCAGAGAAUUAGGGAUAAGGAACGACAAGCCGCACAAACACUAUUCGUCACUCCCGACGGCCUCUUAACCGCCCUCGCAACAACACUCUCCACAACAGUUUCAUCAAACGCACCCAAAGCGCCCGUGCACGUCGACGAACUGAAAGCCGCUGCUGCUACUGCCGCAACAACAACAACGCAACAAUUUAAAGCAGGGCGUCUCAUGACGAAAGAAGAAGCAGCCCGAGUAAGGGCUGCGAUCGCUGCUGCGACGAACGCAGAGGAGAUCCAGAAACUUGAGCGGAGUCUACGGGAGGGGUGGAUACCUAAUAACCCUGUUGGUGCUUAACACUUGAUGUGCGUGUAUUAAAAUAUGAC